This is a messenger RNA of Ochotona curzoniae (black-lipped pika), 619 nucleotides long. RefSeq names its product 60S ribosomal protein L21-like. Gene Ontology annotation, biological process: translation. The record is from RefSeq and is a predicted model, not a curated record. The coding region runs from base 1 to 483 and encodes 160 amino acids. The transcript has 2 exons. Lineage: Eukaryota; Metazoa; Chordata; Mammalia; Lagomorpha; Ochotonidae. Gene Ontology annotation, molecular function: structural constituent of ribosome. Gene Ontology annotation, cellular component: cytosolic large ribosomal subunit; ribosome.
AUGAUGGACACAACAGGAAAGAGGAGAAGCACCCGUUCCAUGUUCUCCAGGCCUUUUAGGCAACACGGAGUUGUUCCCUUGGCCACAUGCAUGUGCAUUUACAAGCAGAGUGACGUUGUAGACAGCAAGGGAAUGGGUACUGUUCAAAAAGGAAUGCCCCAUAAAUGUUACCAUGGCAAAACUGGAAGAGUCUACAGUGUUACCCAACAUGCUGCUGGCAUUGCUGUAAACAAACAAGACCAAGAAAACACAUGUUUCCUCAUCCCUGGGUACUGGGACAUGUGGAAAGUCAUGAGUGAGAGAAUACAUGUACAUAUUGAGCAUAUUAAACACUCUAAGAGCCAAGAAAGCUCCCUGAAACAGGUGAAGGUAAAUGAUCAGAAAAAGAAAGAAGCCAAAGAGAAAGGUACUUGGGUACAGCUGAAGUGCCAGCCUGCUCCACCGAGAAGCCCACUUCGUCGGAACCAACGGGAAGGAACCUGAGCUACUGGAACCCAUUCCCUAUGAAUUCAUGGCAUAUCAAGUGUAAAAGAAAAUGAAAGACCUUUGGACCCUUAACAAAAAGUUUAUUUGACUUAAUUGAAAGAGAAAGAAAUCUUCCAUCCAGUGGAUUAAUUCC